ACAGAAGACAACGACAGAAUAGCCUCGCCCCUAAACUGGAUGUUGCAAAAGAACGUCACCUGCCUUAUAGAUUUAGCUUAGCCAAAAUUAGUUAGGGGUUCAAAUCAUAUACAUAUUUUUUUCCGAAACUGUGUUUUCAACUGAUAGUCUAUGUAACGGUAAUUGCUUUGGUACUCCUUCUGCUUAUCGUGCCAAACAUGUAUUUAAAGGCCUUAUUCCGAUGCAGAGACAUGCUGAAAGGAGAACUGGUCGUGUGAAAUGCUGGCUAGCUUCAUCAAAGCUAGCUGACGAGCACGGGGCCGAGAAACGAAAGUGGCUAACGAGAGCUAAGCCUAUCACAACAAGCCUGGGUACUUUAACAUAGCUGACACUGAAGCCACAAGAAGGACUAAUAGUGAUACUUCUUUUCCUACAAAGCAACAGUGGGUAUCUAGAGCAGAGUCAUGGGUGCAUUCCUGGAUAAGCCCAAGACAGAGAAGUACAACUCACAUGGUGAGGGCAAUGGCCUACGCUAUGGGUUGAGCUCCAUGCAAGGCUGGCGGGUGGAGAUGGAGGAUGCGCACACAGCUGUGCUGGGACUGCCUGCUCCUGGAAUGAGUGACUGGUCAUUUUUUGCCGUAUAUGAUGGUCAUGCUGGCUCUAAGGUUGCCAACUAUUGCUCUAAGCAUCUUCUGGAACAUAUAAUCAGUGCUAGCUUAGGGGCCGGAGGAACACAGGGUUCCCAGGCUGGUUUGGAUGUCUCUACCAGUGACCCUCCAGUUCCUCCUACUGUGGAGGCUGUGAAAGCCGGGAUCCGGACAGGAUUCCUGAGGAUUGAUGAGCACAUGCGGAGCUUCUCAGACCUGCGAAAUGGCAUGGACCGUAGUGGCUCCACAGCAGUGGGUAUUCUCUUGUCACCAGAUAAUUUCUUCUUCAUUAACUGUGGUGACUCCCGAGCUGUUCUGUACCGCAAUUCAAAUGUGUGCUUCUCCACGCUUGACCACAAGCCUUGCAAUCCACGUGAGAGAGAGCGCAUCCAGAAUGCUGGCGGUUCAGUGAUGAUUCAGAGGGUUAAUGGCUCACUGGCUGUAUCAAGGGCUUUGGGGGACUACGAUUACAAGUGUGUGGAUGGGAAGGGCCCCACAGAGCAGCUGGUUAGCCCCGAACCAGAAGUGUUUGAGAUGGUUCGGGCUCCAGAACAGGAUCAGUUUGUGAUCCUGGCAUGUGACGGCAUCUGGGAUGUCAUGUCCAAUGAGGAGCUGUGUGAAUUUGUGAAAUCUAGGCUUGAGGUGUCUGAUGACCUGGAGAGAGUCUGCAAUGAAGUAGUGGACACCUGUCUGCAUAAGGGGAGUCGGGAUAACAUGAGUGCUGUGUUGGUGUGUUUGCCCAGCGCUCCCAAAGUGUCAGAGGAAGCUGUGAGGAAAGAUGCAGAGCUCAACAAAUAUCUGGAAACACGAGUGGAAGAAAUGCUGUCUCAGCCAGGGGAGGAGGGCUUUCCAGACCUGGUAACAGUGAUGAGGAACCUGUCCACGGAGAGCGGCAUGCCUCCUCUGCCACCAGGGGGAGGCCUUGCCAGCAAACGUGGUGUAAUUGAAGCCGUAUACAACCGUCUGAACCCAUACAGGGAGGAAGAUGGGGAAAACGUGGCCUUGAAGAGCGGAGCUGAGUCGGAGUACCAAUGGUAGCUGUCCAGCACAACUGCCCAAUCCAAAACACAGGACCACUUUUCCACACAAGAUCACAUCCAUAGUCAUCUUUUAAUUUUGUCUGGGAUUUUUACAGUUUAUUUCCCCCCCCCAUGCUGAGUAGAUGAAGAUACACUAGUUUUAAAAACACACAAGACACCAAAUGUGGAGGACUGCAAAACAGAUUUAGUUGACUCUUUAAUAAAACGUAGCUGUAGAAAAUGAGAACAGCUGCACUGAUGGUCUGACAGGACAACUACAUAUAGAUUUUAUCCAUCAGAGGAGAUACAAGGAAGCACAGUUUUCUCUUCCCCUUGUGUUUUUUGCUUUCUUUGUGGUGGUUGUUUUUGUUGUGGGUUGAUGGAAACACAUGAGCAGCCCUGCUCUGAAGGCUGUGGGACUCUACGGUGCCUUGCUCAGAACUGAGAAAGAGAACUUUACAGCCAGUCAGGCCACCAUUACCAAACCAGCCACUCGUGGAUGUUUGUAAGGUGAAUGGACUUCAGUGGCUUAUUGGUUGAAUUUUAUGGCAUUAUUGGUUUUGAAGUAUGAACUUGACUUGUGCCUAACUGGCAGCUGAUCGACCUCACAAGCCUGCGACUCUCACCUUCAGACAAGCUUGGGGUUCUGGGCAUUACUGGUACUCAAACAGGGCCCAACACUUCCCCUGCACAUGCACCCAGCUUACUGGAGAAAGCCUCACAGAACUCCCAGAUUUAGUCCUUGCUAUCCAAAGACCAGAGAGCCCAUCAUCUGAGGCUACACACCUGAACACAACAGGAGCACUUCUAAGAGAACCAAGCCUAUCUGGUAACAAAUUUCAGUUCAGCCCCUCAAUUCCUUGUCCAAACUAAAGCUGGACAUGGGCCUGCGUGCCUAACUGUGGACAGGAAUGACAUGGAGACGAUUUCAAUGAAAGUGUGUUGACUCUUCUUGCAUGUCCCUGCACACUCCUUUCUUAAAGAAUGUUAUUCUCACUUUUGCCCUCUGUCUCUGCUUUCUCUCCCUCUCUCUCUCUCACUUCAUAUGACAGAUGAGAUUUAACUGUUAUUUGUGUUGGAAGACAUUGCCAGAUUCAUAAGCUUUUGAGCCUGCUGUUUAAGAAAUGAAAAGAAAUUAUAUAUUUAAUUAAUAAUUAUAUAUUAUAUUAUAUUAUUGAUUCCCAGACAUGGUAUUUGGUGUGCGUGUGUGUGUGUGUGUGUGUAUAGACAAACUAAAUGAGUCCAAGCUGUGUCAACUGUUCAGUUCCAAAGACGGGGUUUGGGAUCAAGGAUUUCCACCCUCACCUCCUUCUUUCUUCUUCCGCGUCUCUCAGCACAUUCAGUCCAGGUUGUGCUACAACUUGCCUUUAUUUUAAUCUUUCAGAUAACCUGUGUAAAAACAGAAUGCCAUUUUUGGUUUUAUUUAAAAAAUCCAUUUACAAUUUUUGAUUUCCUUUUAAAAAAAUUUAAUAUGUAUGGCUUUUCAGAGUGCUGUAGUUAUCUAAAUGACAAGGGGGCUUGAAAUGCAUGUUUUUCUAUCAGCAUGGGUCAGCCCUUCUGAGGUGUUGGCGGUGGAGCCUUGCUGAGCAGCUUCCAAGUCAGUGUGGUUUGUGUUUCCACUUCGCCAUAAAAUGCAUUGUUAAUCUUCUGCACCUUGAUCACGUGGGGGCGGCGAGAGCUGCUAAAGUGACACAAACUCAUGGUGCCAGUGUGGUGUUGCUAGCUUGCAACAUGAAACCCUUGGUACUGGGCAUUAUUUAAACCUGUCAUCAGAAGACCAAGUGAGAGACUCCAUUUUACAAAUCUUGCUGCAGUGAAAUUACGGAUAAAAAGUAAAUGCUGAACUCACUCAGCCCUGGGCAGGAGCCCAACCCAGCAUGUUUACAUACCAACAGGUAGAAAUGGGCCAACCUGUGGCUGCCUGGCUCCACACACUUAUAGCCGGCUGACCUAUACUGAUGGAAAAACACAAAUACAUUGUAUAGCAGACUGGCAGAGAAAAGCUUUUUUCUUUUUUUGGUGUUACACCAGGGUGGGUGAGUGACUGUAGGAUGGAGGAGAAUAGACCCACGUCCAGCACAGUGUUCACACUGUCACUGAAAUUGCUAUCCUUAAUUUUUCCACAGUUACCUUCAUAGACCUAGCCUCAAAGGCACUGGGGGUUGCUGCUAGGAAAGGUCUGGCUUGACUCUUUGGACCAACCAGGAGUCUGUUUCAUUUCUGUCAACUCAAGCACUAAAAAAAAAAAAAAAAAAAAAAUUGAGCUUUCAGAAACAAAUGGUUGUCAGAAAAAAGCUUUUUAAUUUCAGUCCUUUUGACAUAAAUGUGCACAGAAACAAAUCGGAUAUACAUACUUUACAUGUGCAUUCCCUUUUGUAGACACACUUAUGGCUAUAUAUAUGAGCAGCACAUUCAUUGUGCUUUCUGAAGUGGCAGUAUUGAAAGAGAGUUUGCAGGCUGGUAAAUGUUGGUUGAUCUUGGUGCCAUAUGACAAAUAGGUACUUGAAUGUGUAGUUCUUUUGCGGUUGCAUUGUUUUAAUCUUUGUUUGUGGUGGAGGGCAAUGGGAAGGGUAUGCUCGAUAUAGUUGGGCAUGUUUUGUGAUUGAGGGAGCAGUGUAUUUUUGUGGGUGGGUGGGGAUAAUGUUGGCAUGUUCAGUGUGGUGGAACAGUGUUGUAGAGGCAAGGUAACAAAGGGUGACGCAUGGAAAAACAAAAGUGAGAGGGACAGCAGGAUAUUUGAUUUAUAAACUACAUUUUUUUGCUGUUUCACAAUUUGUAUGUCCUGUUUUUUUUGUCCAUUGUAUAACAUUCACCACACUGAACACAGCCGUAGGUUUAGGUUUGUUUAAGCUGUAUCAGACACUGGGCUCGGAGAGACAUUUUAUUUUUCUGAAUGUAAUUCUUCAUAUUCACACUGAUUCCACUGCAUGGACUGAAUACAAGCAGCACUGCAGCAGCAGCACCACGUUCUCUCCUCAUCAGUCGCUUCAUGACAAAACAAGCUCUCGCCUUUUUGAGAAAAAAGUGCUUGAUUAUUAUGUUGGUUAUGGAAUAUAAUAUCAAGACUCAAAUGGGAAUCUGACUUGUUUGAAGGAGACCAGAGGUUUAGUGACUCUUCAAUAAUUUGACCCAGACUUAUUGCUUUGAUUUGUUUAGUAAAGAGAGUUUUACAAAGCACGUAGUCUGCGGCUCAGUUGAUGCGACUGUGAGGAUGCCCAAAGGGAGGUGAGAAUUUGGAAACUGCUACAAAAAUGUAAAACGGUGAAAGACAGACAUGACAUUCCUCAUGUGUGCUUUUUAGAAUGGAAAUGAACCCUAGUUCUCUUUCGCUGGUCACUGACAGAUGUAUGAUGGCAAUGAUGAAUUCCACACUUGUUUGUAUUUAUUCCAGUGCUUUUUAACGCUUAUAAAAAUGCUGUAUUUUGAAGACAGAAUAAGGUAACGAUAAGCGGAUGUAUUUGACAGUGAGGUAUGAUCCACUUGCCCUCGAGCCUCUGAGAAGACUCAGUGGAGGGACGUUUUAUGAGACACCCAGGGUUUUCACCAUCCCUUCUUCCUAUACUAAUUUCCCAGUAUGGCUAUUGUGAUGUUACAAACCAUACACUGAACAUAAACAUAAUAAAGAUUAAGUUUAAACAGUU
This is a messenger RNA of Monopterus albus (swamp eel), 5286 nucleotides long. RefSeq names its product protein phosphatase, Mg2+/Mn2+ dependent, 1Ba (gene ppm1ba). The transcript is spliced from 7 exons. Gene Ontology annotation, molecular function: protein serine/threonine phosphatase activity; magnesium ion binding; manganese ion binding. The record is from RefSeq and is a predicted model, not a curated record. Gene Ontology annotation, biological process: protein dephosphorylation. NCBI's taxonomy places the organism in Eukaryota, Metazoa, Chordata, Actinopteri, Synbranchiformes, Synbranchidae. The coding region runs from base 444 to 1664 and encodes 406 amino acids.